Camelina sativa (false flax) is the source of this 1421-nucleotide messenger RNA. The record is from RefSeq and is a predicted model, not a curated record. Lineage: Eukaryota; Viridiplantae; Streptophyta; Magnoliopsida; Brassicales; Brassicaceae.
CUUUUGCUAGGCACUUCAUUCGAUGGGAGUCAGGUCAUUUGAAGCUCUUGCUGAAGCUGAUCCACGAAGGAUAGAGAUUGUUACCGGUCGAAAAUAUCCUUUCGGAAAUACCAUCAAGGAGUCUCUAUCAUCCCUACCUCCUAAAGUUGAAAUCAAGGUCGAGGAAGUUGACUGCCAGAAGCAAGGGAUAUCUAAACUAGCAGUCACAUUGACACGGCUAUCACAACCUGUCCAAUCCACAAAACGCCAUUAUGCUGACAUGAUUGUUGGCUCAGAUGAAGAGAAUCUUAUCCACUUUCAUGAGAAAAUAAGAAUGGAAGACUUCUCCAGUCCAUAUAGCGUAACCAUUCUCCUGGAAAGGCCUCAUCAACAAGCAAAGGCGACUGUGAAGGCUGAUCUCAUCUUCGAAGAAUACAUUGGUAUUGACCUCCAUGAAACACUUCUACUGAAGAAGGCAAACAACAACAAAAUGAAUUACAGAAGCGAAAACAGGCUGCCUCACUACUAUCCUCCUAUGGUGGAUGCCUGCAUAGUAGAUGAUGACAACCCAGCUACAUCUGGACCUUCAACCCGGAAGGAUAAAAAAGAUGAUAUGCCUAGUUUCAAGCUCAUAGAUGAGGAUUCAGAAGAAGAGAAAGAGCCCUAUGUGACGAUGGAAGAAGAUGACUGUGUCAUUAUCAAUGAACAUACAGUCUUUGACCACAUACGCGAAAAAGCCAAGUGUUUUCCCACAUUGAAAACUUUGAAUCCAACCUCUCCAGCAUCAAGAAAAUCACCUCAGAAAAGGAAAAGCUUAGUGGAGAAUUCUCCUGAACUCGAUCCUCUAUUUCAGUAUGAUUCUGUGCUUGGUUUACCUACAAGAACUAAGGAUAUCAAACAAAGUGCACACCAAAUUACUAGCCCAGGUUAUGCAAGCCUUGCAGACAAAACUGGUGAAAAAGAAAGACCAUUCUCGGAUGAAACAAUAUUCAACUACAUAAGGAAAAGGUCCAAGAACUCUCCGGUAGUCAUUACAUCGAGAACCGAGGAUCCUAUAGCCAUAUGUUCUCAAGAAGGAAGCAACACAGAGAUAAGUCCGUAUAGAGCGUAUGGAUUAUUGGUUAGUCCUUCAACUAAAAGGCCAAGGAUCACAUCUGAUGCACCUACAGAAAUUCUGUCUUUUGAUAUCUCGAUGGUCAAGGGAAGCAGCACAAGCUUAGAGCAGAAUAAGGGAUUAGGCUCAACACUUGCAGGUAAGUCCAAAGAAUCUGAUUCUUUUCUUGGAUUCAAAAGCGUCUUCUCUUUUCUGUGACUUUCUCAUAUACAUGCCUUAAAACAAAACUCAAUGUUGGUGAGUCUCUAGGCUCCUAGAGAGCACAUAGUAAUUACUAAUGAUAGUGGUAAAGAUAAAUGGAUAAUACAACUGCAUGCUGUUUUGUUUA